UAGAGCAUCGGUGGCGGCUGGCUGGGGCUGCGGCGCGCGUGGAGGGUUCGCUGCUGGUUCGGCGCUGGGUCGGGCUCCGCUGGCCGGGGCGGGAGGACCAGCACCUGAGGCCGGGCCGGUAGCCGGCGACUUCACAGCCAGGCGGCGGCGCUGCUGCUGCGGGGCUCCGGCGCGCAGCCCGGCGGGACAGCUGGGCGGCUGGCGCCGGGGGCUGGGGAGCGCCAGAUGAUGGAUUUGGACAUGCUUCUAUGAAGAAAUGCCACAUGGUCCGAGAGCAAACAUGUCCAGUAAGUCGUUUGGUGAAUUAACCCAAGGACAGGAGCCCAGGUCCUUCAGGCACAGGGUGUGGACACCCUUUGAGAAGACAAGGCUGUCUCUGGAAAUAUGAAGACCUCUGCGAGAGUGUUUUAAACCAGGCUUAUUGCUCAGUCUAAUUAUCUUAACUUCUAAAGGGCUACUGCCACUUUAACGGACUAGGGCUCAGUGCCAGCACUUCCCAGGUAAUCAGGCGUGGUCUGACCCAGGAUCAAGAAGCACAUCAUCACCAAUGACAUCAUGACAGCAAGAGAACACAGCCCUCGCCAUGGUGCCAGGGCCCGUGCAAUGCAGCGGGCUUCCACCAUCGACGUGGCAGCCGACAUGCUGGGCCUCUCUCUGGCAGGAAAUAUACAAGACCCAGAUGAGCCCAUUUUAGAAUUUAGCUUAGCUUGCAGUGAGCUGCAUACUCCAUCACUAGAUCGAAAGCCAAAUAGUUUUGUUGCGGUGAGUGUCACCACCCCUCCUCAGGCAUUCUGGACGAAGCACGCACAGACAGAGAUCAUUGAGGGAACCAACAAUCCUAUAUUUCUAAGCAGUAUUGCCUUCUUUCAAGACUCUCUAAUCAAUCAGAUGACACAAGUCAAACUCUCCGUGUAUGAUGUCAAAGAUAGAUCUCAGGGAACAAUGUAUUUACUGGGCUCUGGAACGUUCAUUGUUAAAGAUCUGCUCCAGGACAGGCAUCAUAGGUUGCAUUUAACACUAAGGUCUGCAGAGAGUGACCGUGUGGGUAACAUCACCGUGAUUGGCUGGCAGAUGGAGGAGAAGUCAGACCAACGUCCCCCUGUGACCCGGUCUGUGGACACUGUCAAUGGGAGGAUGGUUCUUCCCGUCGAUGAGAGCUUGACGGAGGCAUUAGGAAUCCGAUCCAAAUACGCUUCAUUGCGAAAGGACACUUUGCUGAAAUCUGUGUUCGGCGGUGCCAUCUGCCGCAUGUACCGGUUUCCAACCACUGAUGGUAACCACUUGCGGAUCCUGGAGCAGAUGGCAGAGAGCGUGCUCUCCCUGCACGUGCCCCGGCAGUUCGUGAAGCUCCUACUAGAGGAAGAUGCAGCCAGAGUGUGUGAGCUGGAGGAGCUGGGAGAGCUGUCCCCUUGCUGGGAGAGCCUCCGGCGCCAAAUUGUCACCCAGUACCAGACCAUCAUCCUCACAUACCAGGAGAACCUGACCGACCUCCAUCAGUACAAAGGGCCCUCGUUUAAAGCAAGCAGUUUGAAAGCAGAUAAAAAGUUAGAGUUUGUUCCCACAAACUUGCACAUACAAAGGAUGAGAGUUCAAGAUGAUGGAGGAUCAGAUCAGAACUACGACAUCGUCACCAUCGGGGCGCCAGCAGCACACUGCCAAGGUUUUAAGUCAGGAGGUCUCCGCAAAAAGCUGCACAAAUUUGAAGAGACCAAGAAACAUACAUCAUCUGGCUGCCAGUCCAUAAUCUACAUACCACAGGACGUCGUCAGAGCCAAGGAGAUCAUCGCCCAGAUCAACACCCUGAAAACCCAAGUGAGUUACUACGCAGAGCGGCUGUCAAGGGCAGCCAAGGACAGGUCUGCCACUGGCCUUGAGAGGACACUCGCCAUCUUGGCAGACAAGACACGGCAACUGGUCACGGUCUGCGACUGCAAGCUCCUGGCCAACUCCAUCCAUGGGCUGAACGCUGCACGGCCUGACUACAUUGCCUCCAAGGCCUCUCCCACUUCGACUGAGGAGGAGCAGGUGAUGCUUAGAAAUGACCAAGACACCCUCAUGGCCCGGUGGACAGGGAGAAACAGCCGAUCUUCCCUGCAGGUGGACUGGCACGAGGAGGAGUGGGAGAAAGUGUGGCUGAACGUGGACAAGAGCCUAGAGUGCAUCAUUCAGCGUGUGGACAAGCUGCUGCAGAAGGAGCGGCUGCAUGGCGAGGGCUGUGAGGAUGUCUUCCCCUGUGCAGGCAGCUGCACCAGCAAGAAAGGUAACCCGGACAGCCACGCCUACUGGAUCAGACCAGAAGACCCCUUCUGUGAUGUCCCCUCCUCACCAUGCCCCUCCACCGUGCCCUCCGCUGCAUGCCAUCCUCAUCUGACCACACAUUGCAGUCCCCCUCCUGAAGAGUCCAGCCCAGGUGAAUGGAGUGAGGCCCUUUACCCGCUGCUGACCACUCUCACCGACUGCGUGGCCAUGAUGAGUGACAAGGCCAAGAAGGCCAUGGUAUUCCUGCUCAUGCAGGACAGCGCACCCACCAUAGCCACCUACCUGAGCCUGCAGUACCGCCGUGACGUGGUCUUCUGCCAGACGCUGACCGCCCUCAUCUGUGGCUUCAUCAUUAAGCUGAGGAACUGCCUGCAUGACGACGGCUUCCUGCGCCAGCUCUACACCAUCGGGCUGCUGGCCCAGUUCGAGAGCCUGCUGAGCACCUACGGGGAGGAGCUGGCAAUGCUGGAGGACAUGAGCCUUGGGAUCAUGGACUUGAGGAACGUGACCUUCAAAGUCACUCAGGCCACUUCCAGCGCAUCCGCAGACAUGCUGCCCGUCAUCACAGGAAAUCGCGACGGGUUUAAUGUGCGGGUCCCUCUGCCGGGCCCGCUGUUUGACGCCCUGCCCCGGGAGAUCCAGAGUGGCAUGCUGCUGCGAGUGCAGCCCGUCCUCUUCAACGUGGGCAUCAAUGAGCAGCAGACACUGGCCGAGAGGUUUGGCGAUACGUCUUUACAAGAAGUCAUCAACGUGGAGAGUUUGGUGCGGUUAAAUUCCUACUUUGAGCAGUUUAAGGAAGUUUUGCCUGAGGAUUGCCUGCCUCGGUCUCGCAGUCAGACGUGCCUGCCAGAGCUGCUGCGGUUUCUGGGUCAGAACGUGCAUGCCCGGAAGAAUAAGAACGUCGACAUUCUCUGGCAAGCUGCUGAGAUCUGCCGUCGCCUUAAUGGGGUCCGGUUCACCAGCUGCAAGAGCGCUAAGGACCGUACAGCCAUGUCGGUGACACUGGAGCAGUGCCUGAUCCUGCAGCACGAGCAUGGCAUGGCCCCGCAGGUCUUCACCCAGGCCCUGGAGUGCAUGCGCAGCAUUGGAACACGGGAGGUAGUCACCCAGAAGAACUUGAGCGGCCUGGUGCCCAUCCGAGACUUAAGGCUAGACCCCAGCCUCCUCUGUUCCAUCCCUUUAUUAGCUCUGAGCCCCAAUUUACUGAUUGUGUGGCUCUUUCUGAGCAUAGCAUACCUGGUGACCAAAUUGCGUUGCAAAUGAAUACCAUUAUGAAAAAUUAAUAAGUCACAAGAAAAACAAAAGUGCCAGAACAUGUCCAGCCACCGUGUACCUAACUGGACAGAAGGAAUGUGUCAAAGCGUGGUCUGCCAAGAAAUAUUUCAUGCCUUACAUUUUGACGUUUUGUUCUUCUGAACUGUAAAUAUCUGCCAAAUUAUUUCACCAAGAAGACUUGUUUGUUUAGCUCCUGUAGCAUCUUCAGUGCUUGUAACAUGUUCUUACGGUGCCCUGUCACUGCAUCGUUUAGCUGGCCUGGAAUUCCUUGUACCACGUCUCUACCUUCUGAUGUACAACUAUCUGUCACCUGUACCUCUCAUGUGCCCUGUUUCCAAGAGAAACGAGUUCUGUUUAAAGAGAAUUUGUAUAUUUGAUACUAUUCUUUAAGUGUACUGCUAACCCUUCCUUUCCUUUCGACGACAAACGAAAAGAAAAAAACAUGCUUUAUAACUGGCUUAUCUAGAAAAACCUAUCUAAUAGGACAUGUACUUUCUGCUUUCAUUUCAAAGCGUAGUCCCUGAAUUACAGUAGCAAACAGUUUGCAGAAUCCUACCAUUUCCUUGUUUAUGUUUAUUAUUUCCAAUUAAGGAUGACACAAAGCUGUGAAUACAGUAGUACACUGUAGCAAGAGCCAGACACAGUCAGACACAGAAAGAUCACCUACUGCAUACGCCAGACACAGAAAGAUCACCUAUUGCAUAUGCCAGACACAGAAAGAUCACCUACUGCACACGCCAGACACAGAAAGAUCACCUACUGCACACGCCAGACACAGAAAGAUCACCUACUGCACACGCCAGACACAGAAAGAUCACCUACUGCACACGCCAGACGCAGAAAGAUCACCUACUGCACACGCCAGACGCAGAAAGAUCACCUACUGCAUACGCCAGACGCAGAAAGAUCACCUAGUGCAUACGCCAGAUGCAGAAAGAUCACCUACUGCACACGCCAGACACAGAUCACUUACUGCACACGCCAGACACAGAUCACUUACUGCAUACGCCAGACACAGAUCACUUACUGCAUACGCCAGACACAGAAAGAUCACCUACUGCAUACGCCAGACACAAAAGAUCACCUACUGCAUACGCCAGACACAGAAAGAUCACCUAGUGCAUGUGACUUUAGAUUUACUCUUCACUAUGUAAGGAUCAUUCAGCUGGUUCAAGGAAUUAAUGCAUAUAGUCACCAAAGGCUGUUAAAGUUAUAUAGUUUUAUUUAUUUUAAAACAGUAUUUUUCAUUUAAAAAAUGGUAUCUUUAACUGCAGAUUAAAGUUCCAACAUCUUUUCUCUCUUACUAAUCAAAUAUGAUUGAUAAUGAAAAAAAAUCAAAGAAAAAAUGCCAAAAAAAAAAUGAUCCCUGACUUGUGGGCAGUUGCGGUGGAUGGAGCUGUGAGAGCAGCAGGGCGCUCUGGUUUCUGCUGGUGCCCCCUCAGUCCUCACGUGGCAUUCCCUGCAACGCGAUGAAGUGUAACCUUAACACCCAUGUGGGGCAGAGGGUAACUGUCCACCUGUAAAGGUAACCAAAUAGAUCAGGAAAAACUCCCCACACCCUGUGCAGGACAGUCAGCAGCUUCUCUGUUUUCCAGUUCGUAUUAUGUUGUGCCCCCACUUUCUAUCUCCAGCUGGUUCCCCGUACACUGUAGUUUAUGAAGAUGAUUUUUUUUAACCAGGCCAGAAAAAUGGGAAUGAAUUUAGAGAAGCUUGCUUUUCCAGAAACUUGACACCCAUGCAUGCCCAGAAACCCAGUCGACCACAAAAGGUGGCGAUCUCUCUUCAUUCUCUCUCCAGGACUCCCAGACCUUACCCCGGGCUUUCUCUCAUUCAGUAUCAGCUCAGAGUCUGGGUCCUAGGAAUCACAGAAGCGGUUAGCAAUGAAUGGCAAAUGCUAGACUCGACACUUUACAUUCUGAAGUGUAAGACCAUCAUGAGCACUGCAGGCUCCCUGGGGCAGGCUUACCUUUGUGUCACCCCUGUAAGUGAAUCCACGCUUCUCCAAGUGCAGUGUGUUCACUUGUCUCUUCUAAAAUAAAUGAGGUGGCUGUUGUGGCAUAGCUCCUGGCGGCCUUCAGUAGGGAGUCUGAAGUCACCAAACGCCAGCAGAUGGGUGGUGGUAGCUGUGGCAGUAUGACGAUAGUCCCUGGGCAGUGUCCUGUCCAGCCUGUGAUUAUUUGAAAGGCAUGUUUGCCACUUUCCCUCUUUGACAUUGAGGCGUGCACUUCAACUAAGACCAUCUUGUUUGCUUUAUUUGAAAGCGAGAGAGCAGAGUCCACAGCCUCAUUCAGUUCCCAUUACACAGCUUCCUGGUCCUGCUCCUGGUAACGUGGUUCCAAUGCCUGUAGUGGUGACUCAUGCGCACUCCCACCUCCACAGCAGUGCUAGUGGCUGGGCAGAGCCCAUGCACAGAGGAAGGCCCUCUGACUGCAGACAGCACCCCUCCCUCUCCCAGGGCUCCAGGAUGCUUCUGUGGCACCCUCCAGGGACGCCUCCCAGGACCCUGCCCCAUAGCACAGAGAAGCUGUGGCCAGGCCAAGGAGCCCCUCCCAGGGGGCCUCAAGGACACCACGGCCUGAUCCUUGAUUGUCACCACAUCUUUCUGCCCAUGUGGGCUUGGCCCAUGGGCUGAGAGAAAUGAGACCAAAGGGAGCGAGAUGAGGCUCUUUGUUUCUCUCCUCCAGGGUCUGGGUGAAAAUCAGUAUGCCGCCUGUGCACUUGGAGAGCUACCAAAAGGACACAAUGAGAUUAGCCUAGGUGGUGGGUUGGUUUUGGCUUUUUAAACUUAAAGUAUUUAAGAAAAGAAACUCAAUUGCUCUCCCUUUAUGCUGAAUUUUAAUGUCACUAAGGCCUUUUACUCAUGAAAUCAGGCCAAAUACAUAUUCAAAAUCUUACUUGCUUUAGUGAGAAAUAGGCAGGAUGAAACAAAGAUGGGGAGAUGAUUCAAGAAAGGGGUCAUUGACAUUUAGUGAUGGUUUUUAGUUGCUUACACAGUAGUAAUGCUGAGGCAUUGUUGAUGUCAACCAGCUCUAGGUGUUCAGAUUAAAUCAGCUUUCUGAAGUUAGGGAAACCAUAAUCAGGAGUGGUUCUCUUUGGAUGGUCUUAUAAAAUUGUUGUAUAAGUUUUUUCAACUAGUGUGACAGUCACCAUUUACGCCUAUGGCUUGAUUCCAGCAGAGAUUUUAACACAAUGACCUGUUUUCCCUCCACAAAGUGACAGGAGUAGCAGCCACCCCAUGCUCAGCCAUAGAAUCACUAAGAUACUGAUGCCUGCAGAUGAGUUAUCAAGUGGAAGACCCCACUGGAACCGGAAAACUAGAGGAUUCCCUAAAAUUAUCUGUCACUUGGGGUUUCCAUUUUAAUUUUCAUUUCAAAAAUGGUUGCCCUUGAAAAGAAAUAAUUUAUUGAUAUAAUAAAAGUAAUCAGGGAGCUUUGAAAUAAUUAAGUCCCUCUUGCUAAAAUCUAAGACCACCUCAACAUGUACCAUUGAUUCCUAAAAAGUAUGCAGCCAGUGUGAUCAGUGGAGGUGUCCUGCCUUAGGGCAGCAGCUUGGCCUCUGCGGCAGGAAACCCCAGUUAGCACAGGCUGUCCUCGCCACCUCUCAUGCCUCGCCCCGGGCCCUCCUGCCAGGCUCAUCCGCACAGGCAGGUGGUGGGAUGACAGUGUCGGCAUGUGGAUCAGCCACAUCAGCCAGAUAUUGCAAAUUCAAACAUCUGGGGGAAAGUAAAUACAAUUUGAUUUGAAAACUACGUUGAAAUGAAAGUGUAAUCUUUAUUAUAAUUUCACAUCUGAUGUUUUCAGCCAGCUAAACUAGGCGUUAACUCCUUUAACAUGUAAAUAAAAGAUAAUGUCAAAGUUCACAAAUUAUUCUGCCUCACUCCUCAUGGCAGUUUAGCAUUUACUAGUGACAGGUGGUUUUUAAGCAGUUUGUACAUUUCUAUAUAAAUGGAGAAGCCAUAUCUGAAGUAGUUCAUUAAUGUAAGAGUUUCCAAAGAUUAAAGGAGAUUAACUGUAUAUAGGAACCUAUAGCUUCUGCUUUAAGUGGAAGUACGUUUUUGAUUACUGAAUGAAUGUUAGGCAAACAUGAUUGUUACUUACUCCAGGGGGACUCCUGUGGCCUAGGUGUUCAGCUCAGAUGACACACAUCUAGCUGAGGCCUUGAAGCUCUGUGACAAAGCAUAUCCAAGUUACCAAAUUAGUUAUAACAACCAGGUGGAUACUUUUCUAAACUAUCAGAGCUUAGCUUUUGAAUAAAAAUUACUGUCUUACCAAAAGUAUUUUACAUGUUCUUGAUGAUGAGACUGUCAUUUUCACUUUAAAAGGCUUGAGCAAUUGCCACUGAUGUUUUUUUUUUAAAUGCAUGACAUAAUGGUCUUCAUACAAUUUGAAUUUUUAAAAAAAAUCACUGUUUCUUGGUAACUGCAAAUUUUACAUCUCAUGAGGGGAAUUUUGUACUAAAUUUGAUAACUAGUUGAUUUCAUUGCUAGUCUUAGAACAGUAUAAAACCAUCAAGUUAUACUGUGCUGUGGGAAGUCAUUUAUGUUUAAAAUUGCUUUUGCCAGUUAGUUUUAUGUCUACACCUGAACAUUUCCCAGAGAACUCCCCGGAUGCGCUCACUGAGCAGGUGAGGCCCCCUGGCUGCUCAUCCUCCCAUGCAGUGUUUGUUUUUGCCCUCUGGAUUGCUAUGGUAACCCUCCAUCAGAUGCAGCUGGGGAUGACGCUGGUAGUGAGUUCUCUAGGGAAGGGUACCUGUGGGCUCUCACUGGCUCAUUGGCAGCUGUGCAAGAGGGAACACAUGGGGGCAGCCCACCUGUGGAAGGGUGGCUGGCUGCUACCAGAACUUGGUGAGAUCCCUCCCUCGUAACAUUCCAGCCCUGACUGCCAGGCUGCUCUGCAGACAGUGCAUGAACCCAUUGGAUUACCUGGCACCCAGAAUAACUGUCCUCCAGGAGACAGCAGACCAGAACAGCCUUCCUAGCCAACUGGCUUUGCUACAUGUUGAAUUCUGCAAGGAAAGUCAGCAUUUUGAAUUUGAUGUGAUUACAGCUCUUGCUAAUAACAGAAAAGUCCAGCUCUUUAAAGCUCUGAAGUGCAACUUUAGUAAGAGUAGUAAUAUUUCUUUUUCCACUUCAUUUGCUAUGUGAGGGAAUCUUUGAACCACAAGUUAUGAUAGAACCCCAAAAGACAUGAGCUACAUGAAACCACUCACUUGGAAAGUUUGCUUCCACUUAGAUACAGUGCUGCUUUUAGGAAUGCACAACUCACAGCCCCACGCAGCAUGUGUCCAUCUCUGUGCUUCUUAAUUGCCUUGUUCAGAAACCUGCCAUCUUACGUAUGUAUUUGUUGUAAAUGAGUCCGGCACCCAUUUAAAUUAAUCUUUUUUUAAUGUUAUGAAAAUGAUCAGUUCAUUUCAUCUUAGUUUAAGUCUUUUCUUUUUUCCUUUUUUACUGCUGUCAUUUCUUGUGCUUGUUUUU
Pongo pygmaeus (Bornean orangutan) is the source of this 9007-nucleotide messenger RNA. It is a transcript of the gene INPP4A, whose product is annotated as inositol polyphosphate-4-phosphatase type I A. Gene Ontology annotation, cellular component: cytoplasm. The transcript is spliced from 25 exons. Bases 556 to 3522 code for a protein of 988 amino acids. Gene Ontology annotation, molecular function: phosphatidylinositol-3,4-bisphosphate 4-phosphatase activity. NCBI's taxonomy places the organism in Eukaryota, Metazoa, Chordata, Mammalia, Primates, Hominidae. The record is from RefSeq and is a predicted model, not a curated record.